This is a messenger RNA of Musca domestica (house fly), 2131 nucleotides long. RefSeq names its product protein THEM6. The transcript has 3 exons. The coding region runs from base 1333 to 2058 and encodes 241 amino acids. NCBI's taxonomy places the organism in Eukaryota, Metazoa, Arthropoda, Insecta, Diptera, Muscidae. The record is from RefSeq and is a predicted model, not a curated record.
AAGCAGUCAGUCAGUUGUAGUCUUUAGUUCUUUAAGAAUUGUAACAUUUCCUAACUGGAAUUCGAAUUGUUCGUUUACGGAAAAAGGGGCAAAAAAAGAAAACACAAAGAAUUGCAACAACAAAAAACUAGCAACAAUAACAUUAUUGUUCACCCGUAUUCCCCCUCGUUACCCGUCACCCACCUACAAAUGUUUAAUUAAAUAAUAGUGAAAUUGUGAAAAAAAAGCUAAGAAAUAAUUAAAAAUUCUAACGAAGAAGCCUUUUUAGAUUCCCGGUUGUUAAAGACGCCUUUGAAAGUGAGGGAGAGUGAAGAGAGAGGAAAACGAGGAAGAAAAGAGAAAUGCAAACGCUUGCUAUGCAAUUAAAAAUGUAAUAACAAUUUAUAUAUAAAUCAGUGUGGAAAAUUAGUUGUGUUACAAUGUGUGUAGCUGUUGUUGCUGCUGCUGCUGAGGCUAACCGUGACCAAAUCUCUGGCUGAUGUUGAUGCUGUUGCUGUGAGUGCGUCGGUGGCGGCUAUAUUGGAUGCUUGGUGUGGACAAGAUUUCCGCCUUCCCCAACACCAACUGUAUUACGCAUACUCUUGUUCUUCCACACACACACACACACAUACACAGCACAAUAGCAAGAAGAAGCAGAAGAACUACAACUACUGUAUGUGUGUAUGUGGCUAUAUGUGGGUGUGUGUUUGUGUUCCAGUUGAGAUGAAGUAAUCCUGAUAUUGACCCACAUAUUAUAUUGCCAGUCCCCCAAUUGCCACCUUGUUGUUGGACAUCUCUAACCCUUUUCCGCACACACACACAGACACAGACACAACUACAACAAUAACAAAUACGGCUCCCCAAUGACUAAAAAGCGGGUGCGGAAGAAUGUGUGAUGCAACCCAGCUGAGGCAAUUAUUCAAGCAACAGUAGAUAAUGUAAAUUGACCGGAACACCACAGUCACAGCCACAGUCACACCAAGAACAACAAAACAAACAGCAACAACAACAAGAAUAAUAAACAUCAUCAUUUAUCCUUGGCAAAAACAAUGAACAACACAAAGUGGCCAUCAAAAGAAAAUAAUUUAACCUCAAAUUAUUACAGCAACGCCCGCCUCCAUUCCCAGUCGGCCGCCAAGGCAAUCACGUCAAGGAGUCACAUGGACCGAGGAAGUUGUAUAAAGUAGAAAAAAAGCGAGAGGAGAGUAGAACCAACCCCACCAAAAUCACCGAAUCAAUCAAUCAACCAAUUUACAAAACUCUAGAAUAAAUUUAUCUCCAGAAAAAAAAAAAAAAACAAAAAUAUUGAAAAAUAGAAAAAAUAUUGAAAAUUUUCAAAAUUCUAAAAACAAAAUGGCCUCGGAAUAUGGUUUUUGGUUAAUUUGUUGUUUGUUUAGUAUUUUGUUGCUGUAUUGCCUUUUCGAACUACACUACUUCCUACGUAUGUGCCUGUGUGUGUUUCUGGCUCGCUUUGUCAAAAGAAAAUGUCAUAUCCUCGAAACGACAACGGUUUCCGGUAUCUGCUUGACGAAUGACAUCGAUACAUUGUUGUAUCACAUGAAUAAUGCACGAUAUUUAAGAGAGCUGGAUUUCGCGCGAGUCGAUUUCUAUGAACGCACCAAUUUAUAUCGUACAAUUGUGGCCAAGGGUGGUUCCGUAUUUCAGGGAGCGGCGACGAUAAGAUAUAGGCGAUUUAUAAGACCCUUUCGGAGAUUUAAAAUUGCUUCCAGGAUAAUCUAUUGGGAUGAUCAAUCUGUGUUUAUGGAACAUCGUUUCAUCCGGCCCUCGGAUCAAUUUAUACACUGUAUUGCGAUAUGUCGUCAACGAAUUGUCGACUGUUCGGCGGAGGAUGUCAUGAAUGAAUUACUUUCACCGAAAACAGCCCAGCUACAGGCAUCGCGAAAUACUCUCAGUUCUACUGUCACCCUCGAUCAUGCCAUAGCCAGUACAAAUGUUGAUCAGGAUAUGGCCGAAAACGGUCAGGUGCACACCAAAAUGAAACCAGAUAUGCCUCCAGAAAUCCAAAAGUGGAUCGAAUACAAUGAUUUGUCGAGUAAGAACUUGAGACCGACUUGCUGAUUGCCAGAGUGGUGUGACAGUGGGCCUUUCUAGUUUUACAAUCAAUCCAGCUGCAGCGGAUCAAAAUGUGAAU